AAACAUAAACAAUAAUAUUCUUGAUCUCUACUUCUUCUUCUUCUUUUUCUCCCUUCACCAUUCUUGAAAACACACAAAACCUUAGCAAUCUUGUUCCUUUCUUUUGUGUUGAUCAACAACAAAAGCUGUGAAAAUGAAGGGAAUAGUUGAAGGAGUACAGAAAGUGAAGGUUCAUGGGUAUCAUUCUGUAGGGUUUAUGCUUGUAAUGGGAGUGAUAAUGGUGGUUGUUUACUUGUGUGGAGAUGAUAGUGGAAUAUUAAUUAGAUUUGGUUUCAAUGGAGAAACUGAAAUGGUGGAGGAUUAUUCGUUUGAAGGUUGUGACUUUUUCAAUGGGAGUUGGGUUUACGAUAACAAAUCAAGACCUUUGUAUAAGGAGAGACAGUGUCCUUUCAUGACUGAUGAUUAUUCUUGUGAAAAGUAUGGAAGAAAAGAUCUCAAGUAUCAGUUUUGGAGAUGGCAGCCUCAUGGUUGUGAUCUUCCAAGGUUCAAUGGAACAGCACUGUUGGAGAAGCUAAGAAACAAAAGGGUUGUUUUUGUUGGGGACUCAGUAGGCAAGAACCAUUGGGUUUCACUACUUUGUCUUAUUGACACCUGGAUCGUUGAACCAUCUCACAAGGUUGCAGAAUGGCAUGGCUCAUUGAUCACUUUUAGGGCAUCUGAAUACAAUGUUUCCAUUGAUUUUUACUGGGAACCAUUGUUGGUAGAAUCAAAUUGUGACGAUCCGGUUAACCACCGAGUACGUGAUCGGAUCAUGAAAAUUGAGAGUAUUGAAAAGCAUGCCAAUCAAUGGAUUAACGCGGACAUGUUAAUUUUUGACUCGUAUUCGUGGUGGCUAGAGCCUAAUAUGACACUUUUGUGGGGAUCGUUUGAAAACCCUAACAAGACUAUUGUUGAAUCUAGAAGGGUGACACGUUAUGAAAUGGCACUAAAAACAUGGUCAGAUUGGUUGGACACUCAUCUUGAUCGCAAGAAAACUAGAAUUUUUUUCACAAGUCUCUCCCCAGAUCACAAAGAGGGUGGAGAUUGGGGGAAAACAAUGGGAGAAAACUGCUAUAAUGAAACCGAGCCGAUAAUGGAAGAAGGGUAUUGGGGAAAGGGAUCAGAUACUGAUCUAAUGAGAACAGCACAAUCGGCAGUACAAGAUCUUGAAAAGAAAGGAUUAAACAUAACUCUUUUAAAUAUAACACAACUCUCACAAUACAGAAAAGACGGGCACCCUUCUAUUAACAAAAGGCAUUGGGUUACUCCAACAAAGCUAGAAUUAGCUAACCCUGUUUUAUAUGCGGAUUGUCUGCAUUGGUGUCUUCCGGGAGUCCCUGAUGUCUGGAACGAGAUCCUAUAUGCUUACAUACGUUAUAAAAUAUAACUAAUUUUAUAUAUGUGGGUUGACAAGAGAAAUUAAAUUUAGGUAGGUGGCAUGAACAAUAUAUAUAUUCAAAUUGUUAUUAUUACUAGAGGUUUAAAGCAAGUCUUGUUUGGUGGUUUUGCUACACCAACCCUUUUGUUGUUUACUUCGUCGAAUAUUAUAAAGUCAAAAGCAUGUAUUAUUUA
This is a messenger RNA of Helianthus annuus (common sunflower), 1551 nucleotides long. Its product is annotated as protein trichome birefringence-like 34. Gene Ontology annotation, cellular component: Golgi apparatus. Gene Ontology annotation, molecular function: O-acetyltransferase activity. The record is from RefSeq and is a predicted model, not a curated record. The coding region runs from base 134 to 1366 and encodes 410 amino acids. Lineage: Eukaryota; Viridiplantae; Streptophyta; Magnoliopsida; Asterales; Asteraceae. The transcript is spliced from 5 exons.